AAUCUGGCGUAAUGUCACCGUCUACUCUGUCCUCGAUCAAUGGCACAACGCGAGCGUAACCCUGGGGAUUCGGUUCAGAAACGAAGGGAAUCAGUAUUUGGUGCAUUAUGCAUCGCAAGCAAAGAUAUGAUAAGAUCGAAAUGAAAGUACCCUCGUGAUAUCAUCCAUGGAAAUUUGGUGAACUGGAUUCUCAACUGUGGCACGGUUUUCAUGCGCAACGCUGAUUCGACAUCCAACAUCAUGCUAUUGUUUUAACCGUAUCGCGAAGAAACGAAGCUGGAACGCGGUGAUCAAAUUUUUGUUUAUCGCUUGUUAGCUGGGAAACUAGCCAAACUGUGUAGAAAUCCAAUCGAGUUUCUUAAUCAUACGUCAGAAAUCUUCGUAUUCAUCAUACAGUGAGUGUCAGUGCCGUUUCUACUGUCGUUUUCUCACGCCUCUGACUUUGUCGAAUUCUUCAAAAACACUUUUACACAAUCCAUCCACGUCAAGAUUUAUUUACAGAGGAUUUGAGAAGAUCAGGGGGCCUGGUACGGGCACGUUCGAGAGCUGUGGUGGUUGGUGAAUGGUGUUGCAGAUAGACUCGGUGUGGGGUUGGGCGUCACCCCCGCUGCGCCUCCAGCUAGGGGGGUCUAGGGGCGCCUCGGGGAGAGCAGCCGCGGGCGCCCCAUCCUCGCAGAGGAUGGGUGAGAUGGUCGUAGAACGCGCACCUUCCCCAGCCCGCCUUAGUCACACAUCAGAGAAACAUCCUCGUGCUACACUCACCGAACUCAAUGUUCUUCGUCGUCAUCGGGAACUGUGCGACGUUGUUCUCAAUGUCAGCUCUAGAAAGAUAUUCGCACAUCGCGUUAUUUUAUCGGCGUGUAGUCCGUACUUCCGAGCGAUGUUUACUGGGGAGCUGGCGGAAUCUCGACAAACUGAAGUCACGAUACGUGACAUAGAUGAAAUGGCGAUGGAACUACUGAUAGACUUCUGUUACACUUCUCACAUCAUCGUCGAGGAAGCGAACGUUCAAACUCUCCUACCAGCAGCGUGCCUUCUCCAGCUAACAGAGAUUCAAGAUAUCUGUUGCGAGUUUCUCAAACGUCAGCUAGAUCCGUCAAAUUGUCUAGGUAUACGGGCGUUUGCAGAUACUCAUUCUUGUCGUGAACUUCUACGAAUCGCGGACAAAUUUACGCAGCACAAUUUUCAAGAAGUAAUGGAAAGCGAAGAAUUUCUUUUGUUACCUGUUGGCCAAUUAGUAGAUAUUAUUUCUUCGGAUGAGUUAAAUGUUCGAACAGAAGAACAGGUAUUCAAUGCAGUUAUGAAUUGGGUAAAAUAUAACGUCACUGAGAGAAGGCAACAUUUGGCACAAGUUCUUCAACACGUACGACUACCCCUCCUUAGCCCAAAAUUUUUAGUCGGAACCGUAGGUUCUGACCUUUUAGUUAGAUCCGAUGAUGCAUGCAGAGACUUAGUAGACGAAGCAAAAAAUUAUUUACUACUUCCUCAAGAAAGACCGCUGAUGCAAGGACCUAGAACACGACCUAGAAAACCAACCAGACGCGGUGAAGUUCUUUUUGCUGUCGGGGGAUGGUGUUCUGGUGAUGCGAUCGCUAGCGUGGAAAGAUUCGAUCCUAACACUGCGGAUUGGAAAAUGGUCGCACCAAUGAGCAAACGAAGGUGUGGUGUUGGAGUGGCCGUACUGAACGAUUUGUUAUACGCAGUAGGUGGUCAUGACGGACAAAGUUACUUAAAUAGUAUCGAACGAUAUGAUCCACAAACGAAUCAGUGGUCCUGUGACGUUGCACCUACCACAUCAUGUCGAACUAGCGUAGGUGUUGCGGUAUUGGAUGGUUUUCUUUACGCGGUAGGUGGUCAGGAUGGCGUCCAAUGUUUAAAUCACGUUGAAAGAUAUGAUCCUAAGGAAAAUAAAUGGUCCAAAGUAUCACCAAUGACCACUAGAAGACUUGGAGUAGCUGUUGCUGUGCUAGGCGGUUAUUUAUAUGCCAUCGGCGGGUCUGAUGGACAGUCGCCUUUAAAUACAGUAGAAAGAUACGAUCCGAGGCAAAACAAAUGGUCUCAAGUAUCACCUAUGUCUACAAGACGUAAGCAUUUAGGCUGUGCGGUAUUUAAUAAUCUAAUUUAUGCCGUUGGAGGACGAGAUGAUUGCAUGGAACUUUCGAGUGCAGAACGGUAUAACCCUCAUACAAAUUCUUGGAGUCCAAUAGUUGCUAUGACAUCGAGAAGAAGCGGAGUGGGUUUAGCAGUAGUGAAUGGUUUAUUGUAUGCGGUGGGUGGAUUUGAUGGAACUGCCUAUUUAAAAACAAUCGAAGUGUACGAUUCGGAACAAAAUCAAUGGAAACUAUGUGGUUGUAUGAAUUAUAGAAGACUCGGUGGAGGUGUGGGAGUAAUGCGGGCCCCUCAAACCGAAAACUACAUUUGGUAGCUCAGGCCCCCCUCUUCAGUCCAAAUGGCUGAAACUCCCUUAACUCCUCUUACACCGAUAACCCCUGUUACACCCGUAACUCCUCCCGCUCCUGUAUCGGUUCCUGUUGUUAUAACUAAUACUAGAAAACGCUACCGCCGAUCGAUGAGCAUUAUAUAAGUAAUACAUACGUUUUACAAGACUUUGCCUUUCUAAAGAUGAAGUCAUUUUUAUUAAACUAUUCUUUUAUAUUCUUCCAUUAGCUUUGUGUAGUUUAUAAUUCAGUUUAAAACCCCAAUCAUUUUUAUUUAGACACAAGACGAUUACUUUGUACUAAAUAUGGAUGUAUAUUUUCCUAAUAUGCAGAAAAUUUAUUCUUUGAUCAUGUUUAUAAUUAUCACGAUUUUCGAAGUCGUGUUUCUUAUGUAAGACUUUGUAAAAUAUUUCUUAUGUUAUUUAUACAUUCUGUUAUAUAUUAGAAAAUACCAAUUCCAAUUGUUUUAGAUUUAAGUAUUAUGCUCUUGUAAUUUCUGUUCUUUUUUUUUUUCUCUUUUUUUUAAUCUUUUUAUUGUAAUUAAGGUACAAAAGAACGGAAAGGCAAACUCUCUUUGAAACAUAUUCUCAAACACAAUAUUCACUUCAAUGGAAUGCUUGCAGCUUCCAUAUUUUCAGUGAUUUAAGAAAACAGAUUUUUAAAGUCUAUAUUGACAUCAAAACUUCGUUAUGGAGGGCUGCUUGUGCACCCACUAAUAAAAAAAAGAAAAACAAAAAUAAAGAGUUAAUCAAACAAA
Messenger RNA from Frieseomelitta varia, 3195 nucleotides. RefSeq names its product kelch-like protein diablo (gene dbo). Gene Ontology annotation, molecular function: protein binding. The record is from RefSeq and is a predicted model, not a curated record. NCBI's taxonomy places the organism in Eukaryota, Metazoa, Arthropoda, Insecta, Hymenoptera, Apidae. Bases 563 to 2425 code for a protein of 620 amino acids. The transcript has 6 exons.